This is a messenger RNA of Phoenix dactylifera (date palm), 1814 nucleotides long. NCBI's taxonomy places the organism in Eukaryota, Viridiplantae, Streptophyta, Magnoliopsida, Arecales, Arecaceae. The record is from RefSeq and is a predicted model, not a curated record.
UUGCCUUUCAAAUAGUUAUGAUAUUGUAGUGAAUAUAUAUGGGCUAAUUAUCCUGAAAAAAAUGAACCUUUGAGCUGGACUGCAUGACCCCCCUUUCAAGUACUUACCAGUGAUUGUUGGUCUCCUGCAGGAUGCUGAUAAGCAAAGCAAAUGUAAACGAUCAUCUGCAGGACUCUCAGGCCCUCUCCGCACUAAAUUCUGGGAACCCAAAACCUAUGAAUACCUUGCUUCCCAUCUCUAAACAGCAAGAUCCCUUCAAAGUAGCCUCAUCCCGAGGAGACUUCGCACACAUUACCACCGAAAUCAUUCUCAAUCCUUCAAGAAGUUCCACACACAACUUCAGCUUUGUACCCACUCCAAAACUCAGUGAGCAACGACCCCAAUCCCAUCCUCUUCGGCAUUUCGUGGAUGACUGGCCUAAAAACCAGUCCGACUGCUCAACCAUCAUGUGGCCAGAUGUUGAGGAAAUGCAAUCUGACAGAGCCCAACUCUCCAUUUCAAUGCCUAUGGCUUCGUCAGGCUUCUCAUCGUCAUCCUCUUCUCCUAACCAGGAAAAGCUUACGCUUUCACCCCUUAAGUUAUCCCGGGAUUUCGAUCCCAUUCAUAUGGGUCUAGGAAUAGGAGGUGUUCUGAAUGAGGUGAAGCCAUAUUUGGCUAUGGUGUUCUUGCAGUUUGGGUAUGCUGGGAUGUUUGUCAUCUCAGUGGAGUCGCUCAAGCGCGGCAUGAAUCACUACGUGCUUGUGGUGUAUCGGAAUGCCAUUGCCGUGGCUGCCGUCGCUCCUUUUGCCAUGUGGUUUGAGAGGAAAGUGAGACCCAAGAUGACCCUCUCCAUCUUCCUCAAAACAAUGGCGCUGGCACUUCUUGAGCCUGUGCUUGACCAGAACUUCUACUACGUGGGGGCCAACUUAACCUCCGCAAGCUUCGCUUCCGCAUUGUUUAACAUCCUCCCUGCAAUCACCUUCCUACUGGCCAUUGUUCUAAGGAUUGAGACCAUGAAUCUAAGGCGGCGACGCAGCCAAGCAAAGCUUGUGGGAACUAUCGUUACAGUGGCAGGCGCUUUGCUCAUGAUAUUAUACAAAGGUCCAGUGUUAGAUUUUGUAUGGUCCAAAGGGCGAAGCCAUAAUACUGCGGUCGGUCAGAACGGCAGCAACUCGCUCAAGGGUACCCUCAUGCUACUGGGUGGUUGCUUCUGUUGCUCUAGUUUCUACAUCUUGCAAUCGAAUACACUAGAGUCAUACCCUGCCGAGCUCACCUUAACCACCUUGAUAUGCCUCAUGGGAGCACUGAUGAGUAGCCUGGUUGCUCUUGUGGCGGAACGGGGCAGUGCCAAGCCUUGGAUCAUCGGUUGGGACACGCGACUCCUCGCUGCUGCUUAUUCUGGGGUGCUUUGCUCUGGUGUCGCAUAUUACGUGCAAGGUAAAGUGAUGAAAGAGAGAGGGCCAGUCUUUGUCACUGCUUUCAACCCUCUUUGCAUGAUUGUAACAGCUGUCUUGGGCUCUAUCGUUCUAGCAGAGGAGAUCACUCUGGGAAGUGUUAUUGGUGCAGCUGUCAUAGUUAUUGGCCUCUACUCCCUUAUAUGGGGCAAGAGCAAGGAUCACUUGAAGCAGCACUCCGAGAGCAGUGAGAAGAAAGGAGAGUUCGAGUUGCCAACGGCUAUUGCCGAUGCUGGAAAAUCUGGUCGAACAACCAGGCCACUGCUGUGGAGAUCCCGGCUGCAUCAGAAAUCCUUGAGCUGUGAACCCAACCUUUCUCGGAAAAUAACAUGCUUUCCAUAUAUGCGUGGCUGUCUCUCUGUUUUUUUUGGAUUGAAAUAA